AUGAAGUUCCUCUCAACCCUCUACAGCACCUUCCUUAUCAGCGCUCUGGCAGUAUCCUGCUUGGCAGACCGUACCUCUGAACGCCUCCGAAACCCAUGGACGCGCUGCGGACUUGGAGAGAUGCAUUGCAACACGGGGACGGGCAGUCCCACAUGGAAACAGAUCGAUGACAUCUCCUCACAUUGGAGAAAAGGUGCCGUCGAGGUAGCAAAGCAGGUUGGCGCCGAUAGCAACCCUAGCGAUCAGACGGAGCGUGAAUGUGGCUCGCCUUAUGGGUCCGGUUGCGCAACGAACGAAAACCCCGACAAGAAUAGCGAUGCGCGGAUGGCGAGCUGUCGCAAACCCGAUGGGAUCUUGGGAACCGAUAACUGUGUGCCUGAUGUCUGCGUGUCGAUCUAUCUGGAUGCGAUUCUGGAUCAGUGUCGGGAUGAGAAUGGCGAGGAUGGUUUGGUUAGUGGGAAGGUUCAUAUUCCUGACUAUAAAGCGUCCAUCGAGGUGUUUACUGUUUAA
Penicillium alfredii is the source of this 510-nucleotide messenger RNA. RefSeq lists its product as uncharacterized. The transcript has a single exon. Bases 1 to 510 code for a protein of 169 amino acids. Lineage: Eukaryota; Fungi; Ascomycota; Eurotiomycetes; Eurotiales; Aspergillaceae. The record is from RefSeq and is a predicted model, not a curated record.